This is a messenger RNA of Bradysia coprophila, 959 nucleotides long. RefSeq names its product putative oxidoreductase SERP2049. Gene Ontology annotation, molecular function: oxidoreductase activity. The record is from RefSeq and is a predicted model, not a curated record. NCBI's taxonomy places the organism in Eukaryota, Metazoa, Arthropoda, Insecta, Diptera, Sciaridae.
UUCGUUUUUGAAUAAUUCUCCGAGAUGAGAACUGCAACGGUUCUAAUUUGUGCCUUAAUUUACAUUCAAUGUAUCUCAAUUAUCAAUGGUGAUACAGAUGAUAUCAAAGUAUCUCCAGAAGAAUUGGAUGAGGUUGCAAACGCCCUGAACUUCAGGGGAAAAGUUGUGCUAAUAACGGGUUCUUCGGGUGGAAUUGGAGCCACAACAGCACGUCUCCUUGCUAAAUUAGGAGCUCAACUUGUAGUUACUGGAAGAAAUCUAACCAGAAUUAACGAAGUCGUCAAUGAUUGUUAUCAGCUAUCACCCUACCGAUUCAGGCCCCUAGCACUCAGACUUGAUCUUUCGAAUCGAGGAAAUUGUGCAAAACUUGUAAACGCAACGAUAGCUGCCUAUGGUAAAAUCGACGUUUUGGUCAAUAAUGCCGGAAUUGGUCUCGUAGCACCCAUCCAAGAUCCAAAUUUCAAUGAAUUUUAUAGCCAAGUGAGAAAGAUUAAUGAAGAGGCUUCCGUGGAAGUGACUCGCUUGGCUGCUCCAUACAUACAAAGUUCAAGUGGGUCAGUCAUUUUUAUAGCGAGCAUACUCGGUUGGAAUCCGGUUUCUUCUACUGGAGGCUACAGUAUGUCCAAAAAUGCUAUUACUGCCAUCGCAAAGACAUUAAGCCAUGACUUGGGUCCAAACGUGCGAGUGAAUAUAGUCAGUCCAGGCAUCGUAGAUGGAACCCGUAUCUUCCGUCUAAUGGAUCCAGGGGUCCGUCCACUUCUGAUUCAAAACUCUAUUGCAUCGUCAUCAAUGAGACGUGCAGGAGUACCACUUGACAUUGCAAAACUCAUUGUGUUUUUGGCAUCAAAUUUAUCCGGCUGUCUUGAUGGACAAAAUCUACACGCCGACCAGGGUGCAUAUGUCCCACUGUUGUAAAUGUGGAAAGAUUCUGAUCUGCGCAAUAAAAUUCUGAACAUUUC